AUGCUGAAAACCGAAGCACGGGUGUUCGUACAACGGUUCGACGAUUUCAAAUGGCAGAUACUAAUUGCUGUAGGUUUAUUGUCCAGACGCACAGUGGUGAAGAUAAAUAUCGUGAAAAGUCAGCUGCAGGGUUCGGGCUAUGGCGAGGCUGAACCAGAAUUUCUGUCUCCCCUUGAGAAUAUAACUGUCGCGCAAGGCAGGGAUGUGCAUUUCACGUGCACAGUAAAUCACCUCGGUAGCUACAAGGUGGCUUGGAUCAAAUCGGAUACAAAGACAAUAUUAGCAAUCCACACUCAUAUGGUAACACUUAAUCCACGGCUGUCAGUUACACAUAAUGGACACAAUACUUGGAAGUUGUACAUCAGUAACGUAGAGCCGAAGGACUCUGGUACUUACAUGUGCCAAAUAAACACUGAUCCCAUGAAGAGUCAGAUGGGCCAUCUAUCGGUCGUGAUCCCGCCGGACAUCGCGGACGAUGACGGCUCGGAGGCUGGUGCAACAGAAGGAGGUUCCGUAGAACUAAGAUGUACAGCGACCGGAGUUCCGGAACCAACAAUGUCGUGGAAAAGAUCCGGCGGAAGGAACAUAAUAUUCCGAGAUGACAGUGGAAAAGAAAUUAAGGUUGUAGAAAGCUACGUAGGUUCUACGUUAUCAUUGCGGGGCCUUAAGCGGACUGAUAUGGGUACAUAUCUCUGCAUAGCUGCAAACGGAAUUCCACCCACGAAGAGUCGAAGAUAUGAAGUUUCUGUGUUUUUCGAGCCGAUCGUGCGUGUUGCCAGCUUGGUUGUAUGGCGUGCCGCAGACAUGCAAGUCACACUCCAAUGCUACGUGGAAGCCUCCCCAAAAGCUCUGACAAUGUGGCAACGAGGGAAAUCACAAACAGGUGCAAAGCUGUUGAACAGUUCCAAGUACAUAAUAUCGGAAGAUUUCCUGAACGAGUAUGCUAUGAAAAUGAACCUGACGAUAAACCGCCUCAAAAGGAACGACUUCGGGGAAUAUACCUGCUCCGCAGCUAAUGCUUAUGGGAAGGCGAAUGUUACUAUAACGUUAAAAGAAACGCCGCAGAAGACAACAACCACGACCACGACGACGACCACGACCACUACAACGGAGAUGAUCACAACCACGGUCAUUUCUACCACGCGUUCGCCCAAACGACACUACAAGAAACAACCGGAUAGAAACAAGAACGCACUUGAUAUUGAACUGAUGCAUGGCAAUUCUAUAAACGUUUACAAUUUUAACUCCCACGGAAAUAAUUCUCAUAACGAAUACGCUCAGAGGACGGAACGACAAAAAGUACGACCUUCGGGGCCACCACGACAUUACAUCGUAUAUAAUAAAGCAUCCCGAUAUGAAACAUCUAUUUCUGUACUGAUAAUAUUAGCGUUCUUGUAAACUAUAUUUUUAUAUAAUAGGUGAUAAAAAUGGCUGUUGAAUUAUUAGAUUAAAGGUUGUUGAAGACGAUUCUGUUUGUACAAUGUUGACAUUGUUGUGUAAAUCGUAACUGACAGUCUGUAUUGUAAGGUAGAUACCAGCUUUAAUUUAAGUAUAAUUUAAGUAAAAGACAAUAAAUACAAUACAUGUACGUCUCGAGUCCAAAGUACAUAUGCGAUUAGAUUCAAUAUCAAAAGGGCCAUAUCAACUUUUAUUGAAUAUUUUCAUAGCGAUUAACACGUUUUGUUUAAAACUAUUUCUGCAAUACGAUAUAUUUUGAUGUGAAUUUUGUAAUUACAAUUUAUGCAAAUUUUUAAACUUAGUGCGGUCUAGAGACUAAUUACCUACUAUUGAUGUUCUUAAUCAUGUUAUGUCUUUAAUUAAUAUUAUAUUACUGCGUGUAAGUAAUGCAUGUUACGAAUUUAGAUUAAAUUGAAUAUGACAAUACGAUUGUAAAUGUAAUGACAAUAACAGAGACCAAAGAAAUGAAGGUAUAUUUGUAAAACUUGUAUUAAAUAUGAGGUUAUCAGUAGUAUGAGCUGAAUAAAUCUGGCAAGGUUAUCCAUUUAGUACGUUUAUAAUAACUGAUAGCUCCUACUUUUGUAAUAUUAAUGAACUAAUGCGAAUGUUUAGAUAGUUUUUGUUAUAUAUAUCUCAUACUAAGAGCAAAAACCUUGUAGCUGCUUGAUAAGUUUUUGGGACGUGUUACCUCUUUUAAUAUAUAAUAACAAGUGACAUUAGUCUCCGCUUUUAAGUAACUUAUUUUACAUUAUAGGAAACGAAAUGAUGCUAUACAUAAAAAAAUUGUCUUCCGAAUAGCUGUAAUGGUGUAUCGGUUCAAAGUUACGAGCGUUCUCGUAAUGGUUCUUUUGGACAUCUACUAUGUAUUAUAGUAUAUAAUGGAAGUGUAUUGGAAACUGCAAAGAAUUUACGAUAGAUUUAGAUAAUUAGCAUAAUUAUGCUUUGUAACAUCACUGUACUGAUUUAAUGAAGUCUAGUGAAUAGGACGGAUUUUUUUAUUUACAAAUAGAUUGCUUGUGCCAUUAUUGCGAACAUUUUUGAAUUUCGCAAAAAAUAAUAUAAAUAUUUAUUUUAUGUGUAUUAUGAAAUAUUAGAUCAUAGAUUACGUGUUUCUGAAAAUCUUUAUAAAUAGAGUGUUUUAACUUACAAUAAUAAAACAUUAUAUUCUGGACACAUUAUAUAUCAAAAAUUAAUUAAGGAAAGCGUAUUGAAUUUGGAAUACGAUAUUUGUUAUAAAAAAAAAAACAAUUUUUGGUAUCUUAAGAUUAUAACAAUAAUACUAUUAAAGACAAUAAUUAAUCAGACAAUAUUAGGUAUGUUAUGUAAAUAGUCAUGUUAAUCGCAUUUUAG
Messenger RNA from Danaus plexippus (monarch butterfly), 2808 nucleotides. Its product is annotated as lachesin-like. Bases 1 to 1398 code for a protein of 465 amino acids. Gene Ontology annotation, cellular component: neuron projection. NCBI's taxonomy places the organism in Eukaryota, Metazoa, Arthropoda, Insecta, Lepidoptera, Nymphalidae. The transcript has 8 exons. The record is from RefSeq and is a predicted model, not a curated record.